Messenger RNA from Lactuca virosa, 516 nucleotides. Lineage: Eukaryota; Viridiplantae; Streptophyta; Magnoliopsida; Asterales; Asteraceae. The record is from the annotation of a GenBank genome assembly.
AUGUCAUAUGCAUUCUUUCAAGGAAGAAGGACAAACAACUCUAUAUUCAUGUUUUCUGAAGCUGAUUUCCCUAAAAUAAACCAAGCUGAUAUUAGAUCACUGAUCAUUUGGUUGAAACAAAGGGUGAGUACAGAUAAAGCUUAUGCAGCUGUUCUACAAUGCCUAAGGCAAUAUGUGCUCGACAUGGUUAUUGAUUUCAGUGUUGACUGGGAGAUUGGACAGCUGGGAGAAAAGGAAGCCGAGGAACUAAAUUUGGAUCUAAAUAUGGAGAAUGAGUCGCCUGGGAACAUUCUAAAGAAACCACACAGAGGUGUUGUAUUCUCUUCUAAAGGUCGACUAGAAUUCAUGAGAAUCUCCCAAAAACAUCUAUUCUCUUCUAAAUUCAUUAAAGGCAUCAUUGGUUUAUUGAAGAGAAUAGGCGAUCAAGAUGAAUCACUGAGAGUGAAGAUCAUUGAAGAACUUACAUGGUUUUCAAGUUUUCAGUAUUGGUUAAUAAACUUGAGAAACAAUGUUUAG